AUGAAUUGGUUAAGAAAUUGUUUAAUCUAUUUAAGCAUUACUACAUUUGUUGUCUUAUUUACAAAUAGUAUUCAUGUAGAUUUACCUUAUCCAUAUAAUGAUUAUUGUGUUCUAGAAAAUGGAACAAAUCUUUAUAAUCCUAUGAAUCAAUUUGAUGUACCAUGGUUUAAUAUUGACCUUGAUGAUCCAAGAGGUCCAUAUCAUAGAUGGGAUGAGAUUGCUUAUAUUUAUAAAGAUAAUAUUAGAGGACUUCUUAAAGUUGUUGAAGAUUUACUUCUCCCACUAUUCCCAGGUGUUUUAGGUCCUAUUGAAACAAUUUUUGCUGAUAUUGGAGAUGUACUACCAAAUCCAUAUAGAGAAGAAAUAAGAGGUAUUUCUGAUGUUUCUGGAAUACCUUUGGGUCUUAUUGUUUUAUAUAAUGUUUUUUAUGAAAUUUUCACUGUUUGUACAUCUGUUGUAGCACAAGAUUCAAAUGGUCAUGUUAUUCAUGCCAGAAAUCUUGAUUUUGGAUUAUUCUUAGGAUGGGAUCAUGUAACCCAUAACUGGAAAGCUUCAGAACACUUAAGAGGAAUGGUAAUUAAUAUUAAUUGGAUUAAAGAUGGUAAAUUAUUAUACAAAUCAAAUAACUUUGCUGGUUAUAUUGGAAUUUACAAUGGAUUAAAACCAAAUGCAUUUUCAAUUACUGCAAAUGAAAGAUUUAUGCUUGCUGGAGGGUACCUUGGUAUGAUAGAAUAUUUAAUGGGUGAAGAUCCAAACGGUAAAUGGAUGUCAUGGUUAACACGUGAAACUCUUGAAACUGCAACAGACUAUAAUAGUGCUUAUCAAAUGUUAUCUACAAUUCCAAUGCUUAGUCCUGUUUAUUAUAUUCUUGGUGGUGUCAAGCCAUAUGAAGGAUGUAUUAUUCAUAGAUCAUUGAAUCAAACAGAUUUAACAACAUACAUGAAUGCUUCUGAUCCAAAUGGUUGGUAUGUUCUUCAAACUAAUUAUGAUCAAAAUACUGAUACAAUGUUCCUUGAUGAUAGAAGAACACCAGGAAAUAAAUGUAUGAGAAAACUUGGACAAAGUAAUGUAAAUUUUGCUGGUAUUUUUAAUGUUCUUAGUUCACGAACUACACUUAACAAACUUACUACUUAUACUGUUUUAAUGGAUGUAGCUGAAUCAAGAUUUGAAACUCAUCUUCAAAAAUGUGAUGGAUUAUGCUGGGCUUUUUAA
This is a messenger RNA of Strongyloides ratti, 1212 nucleotides long. Its product is annotated as N-acylethanolamine-hydrolyzing acid amidase. Bases 1 to 1212 code for a protein of 403 amino acids. Gene Ontology annotation, molecular function: fatty acid amide hydrolase activity; N-acylsphingosine amidohydrolase activity. The transcript has a single exon. The record is from RefSeq and is a predicted model, not a curated record. Gene Ontology annotation, biological process: fatty acid metabolic process. NCBI's taxonomy places the organism in Eukaryota, Metazoa, Nematoda, Chromadorea, Rhabditida, Strongyloididae. Gene Ontology annotation, cellular component: lysosome.